Messenger RNA from Cervus elaphus (red deer), 1052 nucleotides. RefSeq names its product ADP-ribosylation factor 4-like. Gene Ontology annotation, molecular function: GTPase activity; GTP binding. The transcript has a single exon. NCBI's taxonomy places the organism in Eukaryota, Metazoa, Chordata, Mammalia, Artiodactyla, Cervidae. Gene Ontology annotation, cellular component: plasma membrane; cytoplasm. The coding region runs from base 190 to 732 and encodes 180 amino acids. Gene Ontology annotation, biological process: intracellular protein transport; vesicle-mediated transport. The record is from RefSeq and is a predicted model, not a curated record.
CGUGGAGCAGGUCCUCACCCCACUGUCCCGGAGCUGCUUCGGACACGCCAGCUAGCGAACCGUCCCCGCAGCCGUCUUUCUUCCUCAGCAGCUCUUUCCUCGCUGAGUUUUCUGGGAGCGUAUAAGGAGAAGGCCUGGGGACGCCCCAAACCCCUUCUGCUCGUGCCCAUUGCAAGUGCCACUACCGCCAUGGGCCUCACCAUCUCCUCCCUCUUCUCCCGCCUCUUCGGCAAGAAGCAGAUGCGCAUUUUGAUGGUUGGAUUGGAUGCUGCUGGCAAGACGACCAUUCUGUAUAAACUGAAGUUAGGGGAGAUAGUCACCACCAUUCCUACCAUUGGUUUUAAUGUGGAAACAGUAGAAUAUAAGAACAUUUGUUUCACAGUAUGGGAUGUUGGUGGUCAAGAUAAAAUUAGGCCUCUCUGGAGGCAUUACUUUCAAAAUACCCAGGGUCUUAUUUUUGUGGUAGAUAGCAAUGAUCGUGAAAGAAUUCAGGAAGGAGCAGAAGAGCUGCAGAAAAUGCUUCAGAAAGAUGAGUUGCGAGAUGCAGUGUUGCUGCUUUUUGCAAACAAACAGGACUUGCCGAAUGCUAUGACCAUUAGUGAAAUGACAGAUAAAUUAGGUCUUCAGUCCCUUCAUAACAGAACAUGGUAUGUUCAAGCCACUUGUGCUACACAAGGAACCGGUCUGUAUGAGGGACUUGACUGGCUGUCAAAUGAGCUUUCAAAACGUUAAAUGAAGCUGGAUAUCUAACCAAGGACAUGUUUGAUAGAAUUGGUCUAGGCUUGUUACAACAAAAUUAGUUUGCAUCUUGGUUAUUAAACAGUAUCUGGGACUGGUUUGGGCAGAAUAUUACUGCGUUUAAACUUAUUUUGUUGCCAAUUAUUGUUUACCAAGUAUAAUGUUGCCAUUUAGCAAUAUGCUUGGUUUUAAAGAGAUUCUCCUUAACUUGGGAAAAAAAAAAAAAAGUGUCCUCUUUUAAUUUUACUUCCCUUAAGCCUAAAUGCCUGGACUUAGCUAAUGUGACACCUUUAAAUAAAUCCAUUUUGAAUGUU